AUGGAAAAUUUGAAUGAGAUAUGGCCUUGUGACUUCACAACGAGUGAGGAAGUUAAGUUGAGAGAGAUUGAAGUGAGUAAGUGUGAGAAUAUUGCGAAUAUGUUUCCAUGCAAUCCCAUGCCAUUGCUGCAACAUCUUGAGAUACUUAAAGUCAGAGAUUGUGGUUCCAUUGAAGCGUUAUUCAACACUGUAUUUGACAAAGGCAACAUUAGCUUGAGAAAGAUUGAGGUGAUCGGUUGUGGUAAACUUGUGAAUUUGUUUCCUUGCAAUCCAAUGCCAUUCUUGCAUCAUUUGGAAGAGCUCCAAGUGGAUGAAUGUGGUUCCAUUGAAGAGUUGUUCAAUAUUCACUUGGAUUGUGUUGCUGCAGAUGAAAAAGGCAGCAUCAGCUUGAAAAAGAUUAAGGUGUUUAGAUGUGAUAAACUUGUGAAUCUGCUUCUGUGCAAUCCGAUGCCAUUGUUGCAUCAUCUUGAAGAGCUUGAAGUGGAAAAAUGUGGUUCCAUUGAAACAUUAUUAAACAUUGAUAUCGAUUGUGUUGGUGAGACUGGAGAAGGCAGAAGCAGUAGCUUGAGAAGAAUUCAAGUUGAGAAAUUAGGGAAGCUACAAGAGGUGUGGAGAAUAAAAGAUGCUAAUCACUCUCAUUUCCCUAUCCGUGGCUUUCAAGCUGUUGAAAGCAUAAGUAUUAGUAGUUGUGAGAGAUUCAGGAAUGUAUACUCACCAACCAGCACCAACUUUGAUCUGGGGGCGCUUACCUACAUGAGUAUAUCUGAUUCGGUUGAAAUUAGGCGAAAAUAUGGCUUGGUGGAAAGUAGCCUAGGGAAAGAGAAUACUCUGUUCCCAACCUGUCUCAUACAUUUGUUUCAUAAUCUCCGUAAGCUUGAGUUGGACGGAUCUGAAGGAGUGGAGGUGAUAUUUGAGAUCUAG
Messenger RNA from Lactuca saligna, 921 nucleotides. Lineage: Eukaryota; Viridiplantae; Streptophyta; Magnoliopsida; Asterales; Asteraceae. The record is from the annotation of a GenBank genome assembly.